Molecule: messenger RNA, 492 nt
Organism: Camellia sinensis
Lineage: Eukaryota; Viridiplantae; Streptophyta; Magnoliopsida; Ericales; Theaceae
Source: RefSeq, a predicted model, not a curated record
AUGUACCUUCUCCUACCUCUAGAGUCAUCAAAUGUCUCUAGUGAUGAACCUUGGAGAAUUAAUUGGAUGGGAAUCAAUUCUUGUGUUUCUGUGGUAGAAUUUUUGAAAGAAAAUGCUUGGUUAAGCGCUGAGCAGUCUAGUGGUGAUAGGGGAAAUUCAUCAGUUCAUGGCAUAAACUCAAUUGAGUCUGAAUGCAAAGCCACAAAUGUCAUCCACCUGGCCAAUAAAUCAAUUGAUACCAAAAACCUCAGGGAGAUGGUGGUUUUGGCAAUUCACACGGGGGGAAUUUACUCUGUCUUACAUGCCGUUGAUAAUACAUCUGCUGAGAGUCCUUUUGAUGGGAACUCUGAUGCAAUCCCUUCUAGUUAUUCAUCCUUUGCAGAGUACUUUAGCAAAAAGUAUGGGAUUACACUAAUGCAUCCUGGACAGCCUUUGCUACUGCUAAAGCAAAGUCACAAUGCAUACAACCUUCUUGUGGAUUUUAGGAAUUAA